CUCGUGCAUCGCUUCAAAUCGCUCGCAAUCGUCUUACGGAUGAUUUUGCGCUUUUUGAAUUUGUCCCCGCACGGCGUGGAACUGUCCUUGUGAAUCUACUGCAGAAACGUUGCUAUCUAUAAAAAAUGGUGGAUAUCCCUUGGUUGAUGAGAUUAAAACGGAAGUGACAGAUGACGAUACAAUAGAAAUGGAUGAGCCUAAUUCCAAUCAUUCAAUGGAUACAGAGGAUUGUGAACCAAUACCAGAAUUGGGACCCGCAGCACUGGGUCUACAAAGGGUAGGAUCUCAACCACCUGCCAAGCCUACUCCUCCCACACAGCCAGUGCAGGUUCUAAAUCGAAGAGGAAUGCCAGCAAGAAUCAGGAAGAAGAACAAGUUAUUCUACGAUGACAUAUUGAUCAAUCACCCACAUCAUAGAGUUUAUAUCCGUAGAAUCAAGAAAGAUUCGAACGAUACAAAACAGUCUCCUAAAAAGAUAUUGCGAUCAUCACCAAUGAAAAGACAGACCAAGAUAUCAACAGAACCGAAAAAAAAUACAGCUAUAUCUUCACCAGCACGAACAACUCCUGUGACUACUCCGAUGGAACAAGAGAAAGAACCUGAGGACACAAAGCAUCCCAUCAUACCAUCGGACAAUAAAAUAGAAGAAAGAAAUGGAAUGAAACUGAGAAAUAUGUUAAAACUACCAAAGGCACAUAAAUGGAUUUGUUACGAGUUCUUCUACAGCAAUAUCGACAAAGUGUUGUUUGAAGGCGAUAAUGACUUCAUGGUGUGCUUAAAAGAAUCGUUUCCGCAAUUGAAAACUCGCAAUCUCACUCGUGUGGAAUGGUGUAAAAUCAGGAGAAUGAUGGGCAAACCACGUAGGUGUUCCCAGUCGUUCUUUGAAGAGGAAAGACGCGAGUUGGAGAGGAAAAGACAGAAGAUACGAUUGCUACAACAGAGAAAAACAGCGGAUAUAAGUCACUUCAAGGAUCUGCCACCUGAAAUACCGCUGCAAUUGGUAAUCGGUACAAAAGUCACGGCGAGAUUGAGAAAACCUCAGGACGGUCUCUAUACAGGCAGCAUCGAUGGCGUCGAUACUAGCAACAACACUUACAGAAUUACAUUUGCAAAGCCUGGACUUGGAACGCACAGUGUCCCCGAUUACGAAGUUUUAUCAAACGAAAUACCAGAAACCAUAAGCGUCGCAUCGUUCGCCAAGAAAUUCCGGCCACAGACUCUACGGUACAUAGCAUCGCCACCGUACACGAUGAAGUUGUCCCCGCGAUCGAUGAAGCUGUCGAACGACCCUUUGAUAUCCAACGCUUCUAUGUGCAUACCAAAGAAACCACAGAUUGGUGGCACACUGAAUGGUUAUCCGUUGAAGUUACUCGAACUUAUGGUAAAGGUGAACAAAAUAUUAACAUCGAAGAAGACCAAAAUCAAGAAAUUAAGGGAAAUGAAUGGCGAGGCUGAGAAAAAGCGCUCUUUCGGAGAAUCAUUUUCUCCUGAUUUCGAAAGAAGAUACGCAGGAAUUGUUGUUGAAUUAGAAAGAAUGAACGGAGCUCUUCAAGAUUUUUUGAACGACAUACAAGAGUUGUGUCAGGAAAUGGCACCCGAGCCCAGCGUAGCGGCUAUGCUGGCACCGUCGCAUCUUCGAGAAAAGUGUCGGCAGGAGGCGGCGGAUUUGGUUGCUAGAAAUAACAUGCUAAACGAUAGAGCGCCUGGGAAAAUGAAUCAACUAGUAACGGAUCUGACUGCGUUGAUGUUACAAGUAAAGAGCUUGUCAGAUUCCGAUCAAAAUGCGUACGAACUGAAGGUGUUACAAGGUACCAUGGAACAGAUUAGAUCGAAGCUCACUCCGCAAAAUCAACAAGUAUUUCAGAACUGCGUGGAAAUUCACAUGCAGCACAUUCAGCUGGGCCUAGGGCAGAUGGGUGCUUUAACGCCGUUUAUGGCUCAAAGAACCUGAAAAGAAGACGAAAGUACUAUCGUAUAAGUGUUCUCACACAGAUAUAUAAUUGACGAACGAUGAAGACGGUCACGAUUUUUUAUACGAUAUAUAAAAAACUAACUUUAUUUUCUCAUCGUGUAUAGUUCACAUUAUCACGUAAAUCAUGUCUCUAAGGAAUACAAUAGAGUUUAAGCAGUUUAUGUGUUAGUUUUGUAUAUAUCACGGGAUAUAUACAUGUAUAUAUAUCUCCGAAUUUUUCUCUUGUGUUCUCUUCUUGAUUUCGUAGUAUAUAUUCGUAAAAAUAUUUGAGACAAAAUCGGUAUAUUGUUAAAUAUUAAACGUUAGACACCUAAGAGAAUGUUCAUGUUUCAGAUUUUUACAUGCUAGGUGUAUAAUUCUAUUAUAAGCAUAACACAAACUACAAUCGAUUCUGUAAUGUAACAGUACAAUGUGCUAAUAUAUAUAUAUAUAGUGAAAAAAUUAAAUUUAUUCAAAUAUAAAGAAAUUGGCUAGUGUAAUUGUGGUGAGUUUAUAUAAAUAAUAUAUAUAAUAAUAUAAUAUAAUUUGCGUGUGUGUAUCAAGACAAGUGCAAACGUAACUUAAGAAUUUAAUUCACUUAUGAGAGGUUUAAUAAUUGCACAAAUUGAACAUUUUUUAAAUGAUUACGUCUGGAAAGUCACUUGACACUAGUUAUUUUUUAUCUUUAGGUCAUUAUAUUCUCCUUAUUAGUCAUUUAUAUUUCUCCUUAUACAUAUAUUUAUAU
Messenger RNA from Pseudomyrmex gracilis, 2696 nucleotides. Its product is annotated as protein lin-9 homolog. Gene Ontology annotation, molecular function: DNA binding. Gene Ontology annotation, cellular component: nucleoplasm; transcription repressor complex. The record is from RefSeq and is a predicted model, not a curated record. Gene Ontology annotation, biological process: regulation of transcription by RNA polymerase II; DNA-templated transcription; regulation of cell cycle. The transcript has 7 exons. The coding region runs from base 188 to 1951 and encodes 587 amino acids. NCBI's taxonomy places the organism in Eukaryota, Metazoa, Arthropoda, Insecta, Hymenoptera, Formicidae.